GGACAGGUUAUUCGCAGAAUCUGCGCAGCGGUAGGAAUAUUUGCGUACGUGACGGAAGUAGGAAAUUGGUAAAACACACUGAUGCUUCUCGGGAAUUAAUAAUUUAGGUAGUGUCUGUAUCAGACCCGUAUAAGAUAGGACAAGUAACACAGCACAGAGAGAGGGCGAAUUAGCAGAUAGCAAGAAGAUAGUGGAAUGGCAUCUCCCCAUCCCAUUAAGGGUAUUCUGAAAAAUAAGAGCAACCUGACUUACGCCAAGGCCGAGCCUGAGGAAAAGCCGGCGGUAGAGAAACGGGAGAGAGAGGCUCUAGAGCCCGGUGAAGAGGACCAGCAAAAGAAGUCGCAAAAAUGGGACGAAAUGAACAUCUUGGCUACCUACCACCCUGCGGAUAAGGAUUAUGGCUUGAUGAAAAUCGACGAGCCCAGCACACCUUACCACAGAAUGGUAGGGGAUGAUGACGAAGGGGCUGUGAGUGAUUCAGAAUCAAACGAAGCAAUCACUGCUGACGAUUUGGCACAGCAGUUGGCGGCAGCAGAAGGCAAAGAUCCCAAAAUUCUCAUGAGGGAGGAGGAAGAGAGCAGCGAGGAAGAGGAUGAGGAGCUGACUCCAGAAGAAGAAGCGAAAAAGAAUGAGUUUGAAAUGAAGAGGAAAAUGCACUAUAAUGAAGGAAUGAACAUUAAGCUGGCGAGACAGCUGAUAGCUACCGAGCUGCAGGAGGAUGAGGAGGAGAAGGAGGAAGAGGACUAUCGAGACGAGGAGAUGAAGGAUGAGACAGAGGACAUAAACAUAGACCCUCCACAAGGUGUAAUUAUUGAAAGCCAGGAACUAGAAUCACAAGAUUCCUAGAAGAGGUGGUGGUGGGGGGGGGGGGGGGGUCUUUGAGCCAGCUCUGUAACAACUGCGUCAGGGGUGCAAGUAGUAGUUUCUUCAGAGCUGGGUCAAAGAACACACUGCUGCUCCACAGCUACGCCAUUCACAUCUGUAUUUAUGAAUACUAAUGAAGCAUAACGACGAAACCGUCGUGUUACUUCAGUUGCCAACUUUAGAAUGUAUUAUUUGCAAGAAAGAAAAAAAAAAGACUGUUAAUAGACACAGCCAAGGAUGCUUGCCCGUGCUGUGUAUUCCAGUGCCUACCACGUGAACUCCACUCCAUCGACACCAGUAUGACAAUCAAAGCACUCUUUGUCCUAUCCGCUAGCACCUCCAAGAUGUUCUGAACGUAACGAAGCAUUGUUCUGGACUGAAAAAGAAGUAGUUCUGUUUGAACUUAAUUGUUAUUAUCCAUGUGUGUUUUUUUUUUUUAAGAUGAUUUUACAUUACAGUAGGAGGAUGUACCAAAAACACUGUACACAUGCUUGGUAACAUAAAGAUGUUCAGAACUGUUGUCACACUUUAUGUAUGUUAAAGUGGCACUGAGUUUUUGUAUGCCGCUUCAGCAUUGAUGUACGGCUGCAAUGGGGCAUUAGUUUGCUGUUUUAAUGUGGAAUUUUGCCUUUGUGGAAAUAAUUAUUUUAUGAUGGCUAUUAUGACUGCUAAUAAAAUGAUGCACUUGGA
This is a messenger RNA of Polyodon spathula (Mississippi paddlefish), 1554 nucleotides long. RefSeq names its product protein phosphatase inhibitor 2-like. The record is from RefSeq and is a predicted model, not a curated record. Gene Ontology annotation, biological process: regulation of signal transduction. NCBI's taxonomy places the organism in Eukaryota, Metazoa, Chordata, Actinopteri, Acipenseriformes, Polyodontidae. Gene Ontology annotation, molecular function: protein phosphatase inhibitor activity. The coding region runs from base 196 to 846 and encodes 216 amino acids. The transcript has 6 exons.